This is a messenger RNA of Ornithodoros turicata, 7865 nucleotides long. RefSeq names its product protein ELYS-like (gene Elys). NCBI's taxonomy places the organism in Eukaryota, Metazoa, Arthropoda, Arachnida, Ixodida, Argasidae. The record is from RefSeq and is a predicted model, not a curated record. The transcript is spliced from 37 exons. The coding region runs from base 1146 to 7667 and encodes 2173 amino acids.
GUCUGCGUCUGUCACAUAAAAUUUCCACUGAAUAUAGUUUGUUCCAGAGGAAAUGUCUCAAACCAUGUUUAUGAUCUGCACACAAGGCUAUGGCUGCAGUCACAUUCCAUAUUCACUUUUUAGAGCACCAUAACAUGUGAACCCGGAGAUUAAAUAAGUUAUUCCCACAUGAUGCUAGUUUUUCUCAUUAAGCUGAUUUGCUAACAGACAGGCCCCUACAUCGGAUUUUCCUCUCACACUAUGCACUUGGACAAAGAAACCCUGUCUAGAAGAAUAUAUUCUAUUGAGCCACGAGUCCAUCUGUCAGCUACGGGUAACCUACAAGACUUGCUGAAAGUUGGACUUGGAGCUAAGUAGUAAUCAGUUGGCUAACAACAUGAAGUGAGGCUCUUCCCCCCAGUCUAAUGAACAAAGUAUCAGUUGGAUGAGAGUCCUAUAUGUGAGGACAUUUUUCUCUUGCUUUUUAAAUUGACAUUUCUGUUUGUUACAUUUUAGAACUGAAGGAUGCACGACGUACCCCAUGAAAGUACCAGACAAGAAACUUUAUUUGAUACACCCUUCAAGCCUUUUAUACAAAGAAUAUGUGGCCACUGUACACCUGGCAGUUAUCACUUCAACGUACCAAACGUAUCAUGUUUACAAUCUAUGUACGGAUAAAGAAAGCAGAACCCUUGCAUGCAACAUUUAUUCCCCCCCACGACAAGCUUUUUCUUUUUAUCAAUGAUCAAACAGAGUGCAUCAACAACUUGUUAGUGAACUGCAACUAGGCAACAGGGUUUUUAACUUGGUAAUCCUAACUUCCCGUACAUGAGCAUCAGCGGAGCCUCUCGCGUUGACUGCUUCGGCAUAAACACCCUGGUUGUUCCUGGCAAGUAUCAUAGCCCUCUGAUCCAUUCUGGCUAAUCUCGGGUAACUCAAAACCUUGCUCUUCUUCAUCAGUGCUUUCGCUAUCAGAGUCCGAACUGUCCAACCAGACGUUUGCCACUGGACGAGAGUCCGUUCUUCUCUGUACCUCUCCCGCCGUACUACGCUCGUGUGAGGAAAGCUCUGGUGCUCCCGUCUUUGAGCCAUGUUGAAGCCUUACGUGGUCUGCAUGAACAACACGAACUUGCCCUUGUACACGUACCAAGUAUGUUAGAGGGCUAAUGACACAAAUGAUCCUCCCUUCGGACCGAAUGGGAGACUGUGUGGUGCCAGCAGGGGAAGUGUCCGACCUGCUUCCUUUUAAACCCCACCCACUGAGACUCUCCGAGGUGGAUCAAGAAGAGGUCAAUCAUUGUCAUGUCACACAAGAAGGUGCAGUUCUGCUGAUGAGCUGUGGCCCACGACACCACUCGUACACAGUGAGGACGGGAUGUCUCAACACGACAUGGCGGUUUGGCCGCAAAUCUCCCAGCGACCCUGUCGCGGGGCCCUGGGUUUACAUGAAACAUGGUGGCCGCUACUACACGGUAGUUGCCGUUGAUGGCAACGAUGCAGCUCCCCACCUUCUGUGCGUGUGCCACAUGGAAAGUGGGAAGACCCUUAAGGCUAUUCGGAUUCCUGCCCCUGCAAGCCACAUCUGCCUGGUGGACGAUGGUGAAAAUGAGGACACGCUGCCCGAUUGUCCCGCAGGUUUCAUGCGUGGCUGCAUCGCGGUAUCUACGAAAGAUGGCCAGGUGUUCCUUGUUGAUCUAUGCCUGGGACAGGAGAAGUAUUCCAGCGAAGAAUACCCUGUGCCCCUGAAAUUUUUUCAUGGAGCUCCUUCGUCUGGCUCUGCUCACGGUGCCAUCUUUGUCUUUGGCAGAGGAAGUUUCCUGGAAAAUGAUUCCAAGGCAUCCUUGGAUGAUGUGGACGUGACAUGCUUGGAGUACCUCCCUCAGCUGUGCUGUCUGGCAAUUGGCCUCUCCACUGGUGCCAUUCACCUGUGGAGUUUACUCUCUGGAUCUGCCAUUCUGGAACUCAAGAAGAGCCCCACACCUGUGGUGGCCUUAAUGUUGCAGGAGCCAGAAAAUGACCCUCGGCGAUGGUGCUAUCUCUGGGUCAUCAAUGGUGCUAAGGGAUCUCAAAGAGCCACCUCCUUGACUACGUGUGCCAUGUUUUCGCUCGACUUUGCAAAGAAAGCCCCUUUGGACAGUUAUAAGUUCUUGUAUGAGGGUCUGACAUCGUGUCACCAAGUGUUUGAAUGCACGUUAGGCCCAAACAUGACGGGUCCACCAGAAUCCCCGAGUGCAACAUCUCGGCUCAUAUCCUGCCGUAUCAUGUUGCAGGCGGAGACCUUUGGCACCGGCCGGUGCAACAUGAGUGACUUUGUUCAUACGACUGAUUGGCACCAUGACUUGAAUCUCAUGUUGCUCUCCUGGGAACUGCUGCAGGGUUCCCAAUCGUUGGGAACCUACUUGACCAUCUUUGACAUGAACCAGUGGUACCAAGCACAGAUGCCUCCUGCAUAUCGGUGCCGAAAUGGCCAUCUGUCUUCGUACUUGGGAACUUUUUCACUCAAAGAGGCUGUACAUGGUUCAUCUAAAGUACUGGAUGUGCACGUGGUUUCGAGAUCAGUGACAAAGUUUCACUCGACCAGUGGAACUGCCGACCAGCACCACUUUCCAUCUACCUUGGCAUGCAAAUGUGUGUGUGUGACUGAAAGAGGAAUCGUCCAUGUUACUUUCCUGGGCCUCCAGAGACAGCUGUUUCAGAAUCUGAAUCUGUGGGGACCAAACUGCCUUCUAAGUCCAAAAGAAUUGUACCUCAGGUGCUGCCAUCUGGGACUCUUGAGCCCAGAUUUUCCGAGGGCAUUGCUGGAUCAGUCUUCAAUGCAAAAGGCACUCCUUGGGAUGGCACUGGAUAAUCGUCUGAAGGGCUUCCUCCUCUCCUGUGUCAAGCAAUGGGCAUAUUCGCAAGAUGAAGAUAAUCCAGGGUUGUCCUUCUUCAUGAACUGGUGCUGGGACAGGGUCAAAGAGGACAAGGCCGCUGUUGACCACAUCUGUGGGCCUCUGUUCGAUUGCCUUGGUCAGGAGCUGAGCCAGGACAACCUGCAGCGGUUAGCUUUCAUCAACAAGGACCUCAAGUCUCUGCGGUGGUUGUUCAAGCACUGUUCGAGCUUAGAAGAGGUCGACAUAGAUAUUCUGAACCUCCGUUGCGAAGUUGUGGAGCGUAUAGAAGAGUAUGUGGCCGUCUUGCUCUUCCUGAUCAGCUGUGGCAUUCUGCCAGACAGGGCUGAGGGCAUCUACCCUGGCACGUUUCUCACUACCUGGUAUCAAGGAGCCAGGAGAACUUCUCCUCUUCUGAUGGACUCUAUCAUGGAAACAGUACUAGGAGGGGCUACACCACCUUGGGGAUGUCCCUACCCAGCAUCCACAGUGCAAGAAGCUUUGACUGGUUUCUUCCUCAUGCACGAUUUGCCCGACUGGGGACCCCGAGUGCUCAUGUUGUACUUGAUACUAGACCUAGCUUCAGCUUUGAUGGAAUCUCACCCGCACGUUGUUGAAGCAUUGAAAGCAUUCCCCAUGGUGUUCAAAAUGAGCAACAGCCUGCAGUGGUUUGUCCAGGGUUGCUGGCACCUAGACCAUUCUCUGUAUGAGAAAGGAUUGGAUCAGUUGCUGCAAGCCUGGGAGAGUCCCCUGGGCUUUUCGUCACUCUUUGAGGCCCUGAAGCGACCCAUUCUGCGCCAGUUGAGCACACGUCCAAAGCUGGCUCUCCAGUUUCUAUCUCGGGUUCCGUUCCCAGCUCCCCACACUGACCCUGAGCUUCUGUCCCUCCAUCUGGAUGUCCUGCUUGCUGACAGACGAGUGAGCGAAGCCCUGAGCAUGGUCCGCCGCAGUGGACAGCCUUCCGACAUGAAAGAUUUUUUCCAGAGGGUCAUCUCCAUUUCAAAGCCAGAGUUUGGAACAGGUACAUUGUUGCGAAUACUCCUUGAGUACCCUCUGAGUCCAGAGGAGGAGUCUAUGCUGGAGUGCAUGCUGCAGCGCUCGGGUGAUUCGAGAGAAUUGGCUGUUCUGGCCCUGCACCGACUGCGAGCCGGCCGGACUUACGACGCUACCCGUGUUGCUGUGGCGCUCCGCAACUCACUCAAGCGUACCACUACCCAGCAGGUGUCAGGAGGGAUGUAUGCAGCCGUCCUGGCAUUGGUGCAGAACUUUGCGGAUCUCGUCCCCUCCGUCUCUCGCUCGUCGAGCACCUUCCGUAGAGUGGCCAUGCAAGAAGUGCACCUGUCAAGCCCGAUGCAAGUUCUGCCGAAGGAGGUUUCCAGUGGGGUAGAGGGACUGCGCUUUGCUGUUGGAUCUUCAACAGCUGCUCUUCAGACAAGACAAGACAACAGGAGACAGAAGGUACUGUUCCCAAGGCCGACGGCAACUAGCACACCAUUAUCACGUGACAGUCAGCUGCCCUGCAAGACACCCAAGGUGACUGAGGAAAUACAGAGAAGGAAGAGCCAUGUGACUUCAACAAUAUUAGAAGAUGCACUGUCCGUACUCCACACUCCCCCAACGAAACGCUCCAUCCACGAAGUUUGUAGUUUGACACCCCACCCUGCUCCUCCCUCCAUUCUCAAGUCACGACUCCUCUGUGCAACCCAGGGAGGCAGCAUGACGAUUGGUACCAGUCCUCCGCCCACGCCCCCACUUCCAGAAAUAUCAUGCUCUACGCCCGAUACAACAAGUAGGAAGCUACGAUUUGCUGUCACUGACUCUUCGCCUUCUGAAAUCAAUAUUCCAGUGGCCGACUUGAACAUGAGCAGUCAAAGGGACAUGCCGGAGGGAAGCUACACUGGCACACCUUGCUCAGACCUUGAAGCAAUGGUGGAGGACCAGAGCAGGCUGUCUUUUGUGACAGCUGAUGAUAACAGUGACAAUGCCAACUCUGCAAUGGAGCUGCAUGGGGACGAUGCUCCGGCAUCCUGGAUGGAGGAGUCAGCUGCCCAACAUUCCUCGAGAGCGUCCUCUAGUCCAAGUAUUUCGUUGCCGGUAGGAGGCCUCAGUGAUGUCACAGAGCUGCCAGAAGAUGUGGAAAGCUCCCCGGAACUAAUCGUCGAGAAGGUUGCACACGCAGAAAGUGCCCCAGAAGCCGAGCCUGCAAGGGUCAUCUCAAGUGAGAAGAGUACGAUGGAAAUAGAUUUUGAUUCUGGAAAGGAUGAGCAUUUCCCGGUCAUUACUCCACGGAAAGGAGCAGAAGCUGCCGCAGAUCAACAUGAUGACGACCAUGGGACGGCAUUGGCACCAUGCGAUACUGGAACACUGUUGGUUCAAGAUUCCGAGGUUCCCAUGUAUAUUCCAGGCAUGCCUACCAGCCAAGAUGUCUUUGACGUCCUUCACAGUGUGACGCCGCAGUAUGACAAAGCUGCUUUUAGUUGCAGUUUGAGUGAGGACUACUUGCUAAUGGCUAAUGUAGAUCCUCGCGGCUUGUCACCACCCACCACCCCUAAAAGGGACGAUGACGAUGACUCUGAAGGAACGCCUUUGAAGGAUUCCAGUGAGAAACGGCUGUCACCUGAAGCUAACAGGGAUGUGAAGAAAAGAUUGUUUGAAGGAGACUGCGGUUUAGCUGUGGCUCAGCAGUUUCCUUUGGGGCAGACAGAAAGAGGGAUGGAAGAACAGGAGCAACAGUCACAUGAGAAUGAAAGUGAAGAGUUGGACAACGAGUCUCUAGUGAGGCAGGAGGAGUGCAAAGUGUCUGGCAACCAAAUAAGCAGUGAACAAAAUUUGGGAGACACUAGUGCUGAUAAUGGAGACAAUCAACUAACUGCCACUGAUAGUGAUAUUACGUACUUAGACGACAGGAAAAGAAUUGGGCUCAGAUGCAGGAGCGAAGAACCGACCGUCCACAGGACGAUCGUCACCCGAAGGAGGCGUUACAGUGAAGCGUCAGACGACAGAGAUCAGAGCCAGGGAUCCGCAGAAAUGGGCUCCAGGUCAGAGACGUCAUUGCUCAGCAGUGAGCUGGGAGAAGAUGACAGGGUGAUAACUAGGCGCAGAAGUAUGAGGUUACUAGACAUCUCUGCUAGACGGGCACAGAGUCCAAAACUGAGCGAGAAAAAGACGUCACAGUUGUCAGCCAUUGACGGUUCCGAUCACUCCAAGAAAGGUGGUGUUGAGUUGGAAGCACACAAGGCGAAAAAAACCUCUCAGUCACCAUCCAGAAAGUCACACUCACAGCCACAGUUGCAUCUCGAUACGAGCAUAAGUGACGAGUCGAGCGUGCAUCAAAGAACGACACCUCAGAGAAGUGAGGAGCCAUCUAAUGUCACUGUUAGGAGUGCUAGAAGGAGGCGCAGUACAAGUACUUCCUUGGCAGACAGUGCAGAAUUUGAUGAGGAUAGGUCAAAACCCAUCUCAACACCACAGUCGUUGAGGAAGAAAAGACAACCGGUGGUUCUCGAUACUGAAAAGGCUUCUCCCAGUACUUCCAACAGGGAGCAGCACUUUGUGCAAGAAGAUGAGGGUAAUGUUCUUAAAUCCACAACACCCAGUAAGAAAAACAAAAAAAUGUCUGGGCACCAUCCUGCAGAACAGCAGCCGGAAGAACAGAAAGACGAAAGAAAAGAAAGUCAACUCACUGUGCACAGGUCGAGAACAGUGGCUGACCUGAGCAAAGACGAUGGAAUUUCAAGCAAGCAGGAGACUGCAUCGACGACUCCCCUUAGCCCCAUACGAAAGAGGAGGAGGAGUACACCGCGCAAGAGGGAUUCUCCUGUGCCGGAGAGUAGCCCACAACGUGGAGCUUCAAGUAAAGGCCAGUUGAGAACGCUGGAGGCAAUCCCAGAAGACUCAGAGACUGUUGCACAAUCGACGGCACAGACACCGAAACGGACACAGACGGCACAGACACCGAAAAGGUCGGAAAGAUCCUCUACCCGCAGGAGGAGCAUACGCCUUUUAGAAACGAUCCCCGAGGGGACAUUAGGUGCAUCUGAUGACAACGAGACCUUACCUUGGCAAGGCUCUCCGGAGGGAAGAACGUUCCCCUCCGGAACAGGUAACACGGAACAGUGUGGCACGGAGCAACAAGAAACGAAAAACCAAGAAGAUACAAAGGAUUCAAGACGGACAUCUAAGAAACGGGGACCUACGGGGAAACGUUCCCCUGAAAUGCAACCUGGGAAUGAGUCUCCUGGAAGAACCCCUCCAAAAGAGCACACUCCAACCAGAUCGUCUCCAAGGGGGCAGAAAAGGACGCCUGAGGAAACCACAUUGUCCUUGGACACUGCGGAAUCCAGCAACAAAUUGUCAGCAAGUAAAAGAAAGGGACGCAAAUCAGUUAAAGAAGCCGGGACCAAAAAGAUGCAGGCUAACGAAUCUGGAGAAGACACCUUCAAGCUGUCUGCUCCAGCAUAUCUAAGUGACAAAAAUGCUGUGGUACCACCUGAGGCGGAAUCAAAGAUAUUCAUCUUUUCGCCUCCUUUGACGAGAUACCGAAGCAGUCUCCUCCCAGAAGUCUUCAAGAAACCUCAAUCAAAGGCAGAGGAAGCCAAGAGUGAUGGAAUCAAACUUGUUGCACCACUGCUGUCUCCACCACCACCCAGACAGGCGCCAAAACGAAGAAAAAGCAGUGCCACCAUUGCGUCCACAAAGCUGGUGAACACGAUCAAGCGGCGUUCCUUACGUUUGCCGACAACACCACGUAGGUUAACACAAACUUCUUCUGCGAGUCCCGGAAGUCCGUGGACGGUGAUUAAACCCAAGGAUUCAUAAGCCUCAUGCCGCAUGGCGCAGCAUUUAUUCUAUGUCCAUAGCAGUUGUUGUACCUAUUGGAGCACUUUGCACCAUACCUCAAGUACCUCAGCUGUGGCAACGAGGUAUUAAAAUGCCAAGUAAAAUGUGUGAAUGCUGUAUAGCCUUCUAGAUGAUGUAUUUUGCACAUUUUUUAAGAAUAAAGUUUAAUUAAAUUGA